AGAGAAAGGACGUUGCAGAGAUAUCACCGUCAUAUUAAUUACAUAUAUUGCAGCCCUCAAGCAUCAGAUUUAUUAUGAAACAGAUCAUGUACCUUUUUGCCUUUUUCAUUCGCCAUGCACUUUUUUUUCCCCUCUUGUUGCACCUUCUCUUGCUUGCUGAUUUCAACUAUCCAAUGCCUCCUUUCUCAAGUUUGUUAUAUUCUUUCUUCUAUCUUUGAUCCAAGAAAGCUAUGAUUCUUCAAGAUUUUAUUAUAUAUAAAAUAUAAAAAGAUAUAGAUUAAAAGAAUAAAAUUGUUCUACACAGGAACACCUGAGUUGCUGCCCUUGUUUAAUAAAUCUUGUAAACAUUGUUCCAUAUCAAGAAGGAAAAAUCUGCAAUCCAAGCAUAGAAGCCAAGCUGCAGUAAUGGUUGCAAGAAGUUGGCACCUUGCUUUAUUCACCUUGUGUUUUCUCUUCGGUUCAGGUCUAGGUACAGCCAAAAUAUUAAGAAAUGAUAAGAAACAGGAAAUCUUCUCAUCAUCGGAAUUGGGUACUCAAUUAGAUGAUGUUCCUAUCGUCAACCCUACAACUCCAGGCACAGGAAAUCCGUAUCCUACAGUAAACCCUACAUCUCCUCAAGCACCUGAUACAACAGGGCAAAUCCCUACAACCCCAAACACAAACCCAACGACACCAACAACUACUCCCACGACACCAACAACUACUCCCACAACACCAACCACGACCACUCCUGCAUCAUCAGGUGGUCAAUGGUGUGUUGCUAACCAAGGAGCUUCGGACACUGCACUACAGGUUGCUCUUGACUAUGCUUGUGGGUAUGGAGGUGCAGACUGCUCAGCAAUUCAAGCAGGAGCAAGUUGUUAUAAUCCUAAUACUGUCCGUGACCAUGCUUCUUAUGCAUUCAAUGACUACUACCAGAAGAAUCCAACGCCUACCAGUUGUGUGUUUGGAGGAACAGCAGCACUUACAAGCAAUGAUCCAAGUAGUGGCAACUGUCAUUAUGCAUCAGCUACAGCAAGGACAACAAGCAUUAGUCCACCAACAUAUGUUAGCCCACCUAGUCCACCGACUCCUAUGACACCAACUACACCAGAUAUGACAAUGCCAGGCGGCGGAUCAACUGUCUACGGUUCAGAACCAACAGGAAGCCCCAACAAAGCCACAUCUACUUUUUAUUCCUUGCCGCUGCUGUUCACAUGUGGCCUCUUGGCUUCACUUAAAUUAGCAAAUUACAUAUAG
Messenger RNA from Gastrolobium bilobum, 1239 nucleotides. Its product is annotated as PLASMODESMATA CALLOSE-BINDING PROTEIN 4-like. NCBI's taxonomy places the organism in Eukaryota, Viridiplantae, Streptophyta, Magnoliopsida, Fabales, Fabaceae. The record is from RefSeq and is a predicted model, not a curated record. The transcript is spliced from 4 exons. The coding region runs from base 406 to 1239 and encodes 277 amino acids.